CGCUGGUGAACUGAGUGGGAGGUCACUCAGCAGCUCCCUUCUCUUGAUCCAGCCCAGCCAGGAGUCGGUUCGCCCUUACACCAGCAUGGCUUAUCACCGGCACUCAGGUCCCAGCAGCUACACCGUGGGCACCAUGUCUGAACGCUUCGACUGCCACUAUUGCCGCACCCCACUGCAUGGGAAGAAGUACGUGCAGAAGGAGGGACGCCACUGCUGCGUCAAGUGCUUUGAGAAGUUCUGCGCCAACACCUGUGCCGAGUGCCGGAAGCCCAUCGGGGCUGAUUCCAAGGAGCUGCAUUUCAAGAACCGCUACUGGCACGACAACUGUUUCCGCUGCUUCAAGUGUUACACAUCUCUGGUGAACGAGCCCUUCAUGCUGAAGGAGAACAACAAGGUGUGGUGCAACAAGUGCACCACCAACGAGGAUGCUCCUAAGUGCAAAGGCUGCCUGAAGCCCAUUGUGGCAGGUGACCAGAACGUGGAAUACAAGAAGACCGUGUGGCACAAGGAUUGUUUCACUUGCAGCCAGUGCAAGCAAGUGAUUGGCACAGCCAGCUUCUUCCCCAAAGGAGAUGAGAUUUAUUGCGUUUCCUGCCAUGAGCAUAAGUUUGCCAAGGCUUGUGUGAAGUGUAAGAAUGCCAUCACUUCUGGAGGCGUCUCCUACCAAGAUCAGCCUUACCAUGCCGAGUGCUUUGUGUGUGCCACUUGCACCAAGAAGCUGGGCGGGCAACGCUUCACCGCAGUUGAAGACCUGUUCUACUGUGUGGAUUGCUACAAGUCUUUCGUGGCUAAGAAAUGCAACAAUUGCAAGAACCCCAUAACAGGCUUUGGAAAAGGCACCAAUGUGGUGAGCCACGAAGGCCACUCCUGGCAUGAGUACUGCUUCAACUGCAAGAAGUGCUCCAUCCCCUUGGCCAACAAGCCUUUUGUCUUCCACCUGGAGCACGUCUACUGCCCCAACUGUGCCAAGAAGUUGUAAAGGGGGGGGGCAAAGUGAAGGGCAGCAGCAGGAACCGCUCAGCUCUUUCCUGUGAAGCCGCUUGGAGAUCCCCUCGGCUUGCAAGCGGCCUGGCUGUAAGCAUUUGCAUUGUAGCCCCCCCCAGCCCACCCCUCUUUUUGCUUUUCUAAAGGAUGUUAAGGCUCUUUUCCCCAUUCCCUCUACAGGCCAUGCCCAAUAAAGGGUUGACUAACUGCAGCAGCCAGCUCUGCUCUCUUGCCAACCGUAGAGGUGCGGGCUACAUCUUACACUUCCCACGUCCUGGCUUCGCAUAUCUGCCGGUUAGGGGACUAGCAGCUCAGCAAGGGUGAAUUCACAUGGCUGCUUUUUCAGAACAUCUCCCCAUCUCCUGGGGUAGAUCCCGUGUUGCAAAGCCACACAAAACAAAGAGAGGCUUGCAAAGAUCUGGCAGCUGGAGAAAAACAGAUGUUCAAGGGGCUUGAAAUAGGUGCCCGUUUGUUCUCUCAAUGUGCACGACCCAAAGCUUGCUACAGCACCUGUGUGGCACCUUCUUUUUGGAGAAGGCACCUGUCUUCUCUUGGAUGUCCAUUGAAAACAUUCCUGGUCCAGAGACUGGACUAUGCUGCACCCGUGGAACAGCCCUCCCACUGGCUCAUUUAGCUUUUGGCUCUCACAGCUGUGAUGUUGUGGUCCAAGGACCCUUUUAUUCGAUGGUGCUGGUCCCAAAUUAUUUUUUAAAUGCAAUCACUAUUUUUUUUAAAAAAAACAAAAAACAACCACACACACAACAUUGUUGACAGCUUCGAGGAUUUCCAUUUCUUUUACCCAAAUAUCCAUCCUAUGCCUAAAUAUUGAAUUUGUCCGUGUCGAGACAGCCGAGGCAACAAACAGCGGCUGCUCCUCUUAUAGGUGCAGCAACGGCUUUUUUGAGAGGAUACAGGUAGUCCUCAAUUUACAACCAUCUGUGUAGGGUCCGUUUGAAGUUUCCCAGCUGGCUUCCAGAUUUGUUAAGCCAGAUUCGCUUAACAACCAUGUUGUUCACUCAACAACUGCCGUGAUUUGCUUAAACUACCAUGGCAAAAAGAUCGUAAAAUCAUUUAAGAAAAAAAGAUCGUAAAUUGCUUAGCAAGGGAAAGUCUGGUCAUAAAGCGAGGACUACCUGUAGAUCCAAGUGGCCAUCUGACUCCACCCUGAAAUCUGCUAGUUCAGAGAAUGGUUUGGGGCUUUCCUUCACUUGGCAUUCAUAUUAAUCCACACGAGAGGUCGCAAAAACCCCUUUUCCUUGCCUCUUACGCAGAGAGUGGGCGCAUAGUAUCGUAGCUUAUUUUAACCAGCAUUUAACUCCCGGGAACGGCCACGGCUGACUUUAGAAUAACUCCACUUAGCCAUCAAUUUUAAGGUUGCCAGAUUCGUAGCUUCUUCGCUUCACCCCGAAACGGGCCUUUGUCGACUUGGGCAUCGUUCUCAGCCCGAGAUGCCCCCCCUUCCCCGGGCAGGUGGAAAGACGAGGGUGACGUAGCUGCAAUUCUUCUUCUUCUUCUUGUACCAAGGCCUUUCCUCCAAUAAACAGGAAGUUACUGCUUA
Molecule: messenger RNA, 2542 nt
Organism: Protobothrops mucrosquamatus (brown spotted pit viper)
Lineage: Eukaryota; Metazoa; Chordata; Lepidosauria; Squamata; Viperidae
Gene: FHL1
Product: four and a half LIM domains 1
Exons: 6
Coding region: 86-979 (297 amino acids)
Biological process (GO): muscle organ development
Molecular function (GO): transmembrane transporter binding
Source: RefSeq, a predicted model, not a curated record